Molecule: messenger RNA, 777 nt
Organism: Cylicocyclus nassatus
Lineage: Eukaryota; Metazoa; Nematoda; Chromadorea; Rhabditida; Strongylidae
Source: the annotation of a GenBank genome assembly
AUGGACACAGAGAAUGUGAGUUUCUAUGAUAGCAUAGAGAGAAGGAUUGAGAGGCUAAGAAAGGAUCUGAAAAGAGUACCUGGAGAGAUAUCAAGUGAGAUGACGAAGCACAGAAUUUCAGCCAGGUGCAAGGAAAAGUACGAAACGUUCGUAAGAGAGAAAGUAAGGGAGUUGAGUGGGGAACUAAAUGAAGUGGCAGAACAGUGCUGUAGUAUAGAGGAUGAACGGGACCGUAUGUCCGAAGCCAUGAAAACAUUAGCUCCAGCAGUACAAUCCAAGGCGGACUGGAGCGCUGUUCGAACAAAACUUGAACAACUUUGUGUCGGGAUCACCCAGUUUGCAUUCAAGGGACAGAGACGUGGAACUAAGAGCCGAAGGGAUAUCGAUAUAGGAACGAAAAUCAAGUUCCAUCGAAAGGGACACAUAUGUUCCGACGCGGAAGCCCUGAAAGCCGUCUUGAAGCUCGCAUACGACACCUGCAUCGAAUGGACAGACUUUCUUUGCAACACAGACGCGAUUACGAAGCACGCCAGGAUCGAAGGACAUUCCAUUGAGAGAUCCUACAACGAAGGAUUGCAAGCAUUUCGUCGAGAGAUUGAGGGUCUGUCCAUGAAGGAGCUACCCACCAAGUCAGGACCAGUUGGAUACGCUACUUUUGAGGGAGGAAGCCUCAUAGAGAGAGAUGGCAUUCGAGGAAGAGUGGCUACAAAAGUAGCAACGACGUUGCUAGAUUGUUUGACGUAUUUAAAAAAUGGAGCACAUACAAAGCCUGAGUAA